Messenger RNA from Pelodiscus sinensis (Chinese soft-shelled turtle), 1017 nucleotides. Lineage: Eukaryota; Metazoa; Chordata; Testudines; Trionychidae. The record is from RefSeq and is a predicted model, not a curated record.
AUGUCAGAUUCUAAUGCAACCGAAUUCACCAACCCCUCCACCUUCAUCCUGCUGGGCAUCCCUGGCCUGGAGGCAGCCCAUGUCUGGAUCUCCAUCCCCUUCUGCGCCAUGUAUAUCGUAGCCAUCUUGGGGAACGUCGCCAUCCUAUACAUUGUGAAGACAGAGCCAAGACUCCAUGAGCCCAUGUACUAUUUCCUCUGCAUGCUGGCCAUCAACGACCUGGUCCUGGUGACAUCCAUCCUGCCCAAAACGCUGAGCAUCUUCUGGUUCAAGUCCAGGGAGAUUGAUUUCAGCGCCUGUCUCACCCAGCUGUAUGUCAUUCAUGGCUUCUUCAUGACUGAGUCGGGGCUCUUCGUGGCCAUGGCGUAUGAUCGCUACGUGGCCAUCUGCCACCCCCUGAGACAUUCCACCAUCCUCACAAACCGUGUGGUGGCCACACUCGCUCUGGCCAUGCUGCUCCGUGGGGGCAUAAUCGUCCUGCCCUAUCUCCUGCUGGCCAGGCAGUGGCCAUAUUGCAGAACAAACAUCAUCCCCCACACGCACUGCGAGCACAUGGCUGUGGUGAAACUGGCCUGUGCCGACAUCCGCAUCAGUAGCUACUACGGCCUCUUUGUGGUAUUCUGUGUGACUGGUCUGGAUGCAGUUUUUAUUGCUCUGUCCUAUACACACAUCCUCCGAGCCAUCUUCCGCCUCCCCACAAAGGAUGCCCGGCUCAAGACUUUUGGGACAUGCAUCACCCAUCUGUGCGCCAUCUUAGCCUUUUACAUCCCACGUCUCUUUACCUCGCUCACUUCCCGUUUUGGCGAGAACAUGCCCCUGUAUUUUCAUAUUCUCAGUGCCAACCUGUACCUCCUGCUGCCCCCCACACUGAACCCCAUCAUCUACGGGGUGAAGACCAAGCAGAUCCGUCACAGACUGCUCCGGCUCUUCACUCAUUGUGGGGGAAAAGUUUUCUCCUGGUGCUGUGGCUCUCAGGAAGAGUUGAGGGCUGUCAGGGUGCUGGGCCCACUUCCCUAG